UAAGCGUCGAUGUCAUAAUAAUCUUCUCUCCUCAACUCCAAAGCCGUGCUCUGCAUCUCCAUCCUCCUCCUCCCUCAUCCUCCUCUCAAAACCCUCCAAGAAAAGCAACAUCUUCUAGUUGUAGUCGGAGGCGCCUGUGCCAACCACCUAUCUUCUCUGCUGCUGCUAUUCUGGAUUGUUUAGGUUAAAGUUGAUGAUUUGUAAAUGGCGAUUUCUUCACUGAGUGCCACUUCUGGACUUUCCUCGGUGUUAUUAUCCCCAGUGAGAUUUGACCUGCCAAGGAGGGGUCCAUUAAAGCAUCAUAACCACGCCGUAGCAGGGCUUGGUAAGGUGUCAUUUGGUUUGAAUCGUGAACAACAGUUAGUGAGGCUUGGCAAGAGUCACAGUCAAAGGUCAACUCCCACAACCAGAGUACGCUCUGCUUCCGUGGUCUGUUCAGCUGCUUUGAAUGCCAAAUGCGGAGCUGAAGGACAGACUCAAACUGUAGAGAAGCCAACUUCUGUAAUUUCAAAUGCACCAGGUAAAGAGAAAUCACCACUACUUGAUGAUGGAGGAACCGGAUUCCCCCCACGCGAUGACGACGGUGGUGGCGGCGGCGGAGGUGGUGGAGGUGGUAAUUAUAGUGGUGGGUUCUUCUUUUUCGGGUUUCUAGCAUUCCUUGGAUUUUUGAAAGACAAAGAAAAUGAAGGACCCUAUCAAGAUUCUAGAGGAAGAUAAACUGUUGAGCUUGACUGUCUUUCUAUAGUUUUCAUAUUAUAGUCUCUUUUGUAGUUUCUUACAUCACAUUUGUAACUUAUUAAUCAUAAGAGGUGUUUUAAUGUAUCAUGUUUAAUUGCUUA
Molecule: messenger RNA, 839 nt
Organism: Spinacia oleracea (spinach)
Lineage: Eukaryota; Viridiplantae; Streptophyta; Magnoliopsida; Caryophyllales; Amaranthaceae
Product: protein YELLOW LEAF 1, choloroplastic-like
Exons: 5
Coding region: 205-717 (170 amino acids)
Biological process (GO): thylakoid membrane organization; chloroplast organization
Cellular component (GO): chloroplast
Source: RefSeq, a predicted model, not a curated record